UCAAUAAACGAAAUCUAUUUGAAAUUUAAUUUAAUUUGCUUGAUUUUCACCAUGGAUUUCCCAAAUACAAGUGGAAUUAGAAGUCCGUUUUCACCUAGAGUCAGACAAUCGAUCACAGGUCGACGGCCGGGCUUGGGCUCUGCAAAAAAGAAUCAAAGUAAAUUUAUGCAGUCGGCUGAAGCCCCGACAGGAGAAGUGAUUUACAAGACUCCUUUGACGACGGUGGAGACAUACGGACACCCGUUGCCUGUGUUAGUGACAGAGGCCCUUACAUUUGCAAGCGGUGAAGUGACAGUGGGACUGUCUGCCAACGGCUACUGCUGGCUGGUGUUCGGGCGGAGGCUGCUGGUGUGGGCGCGGGACGGCGGCGCGGCACGCGAGCUCACGCUGCCGCAGACCGACCUGCAGCACAAGGCCGAGCUCGUUGAGGUGUUCUAUGAGGAUGGGGCACAGAUGCCAUCCUGCAUUGGCGUCUCACCAGAAGGCGUGGUUCGCUACUGGCCCUCCGUAGGCCAGGAACUAUACGUGGACACCAGCUGUGAGCUGGCCGGGCAGGAGUGCAGCCGACUGGUGGCUUCAGAGUCUGCAUCAGGAACUUUGUUGCUGGCCACUACAUCCUGUAGCUUAUUGCAGCUGAAGCCAGAACCGGAGCGCCCCGGCGUCACCUGCAGGCAGCUUCGUCCGCCGUCUGGAUGGUUGGGUGGCAUCGGCAGGCGCGUGUCUCUUCUGUUCUUUGGUUCUAUGCCAGCUAACGCUGAUACUAAACUUGUCGGUGUGGUAAUUCUCCAAGAUGGGCCCAUGUCAGCCUCCGAAGAGCCCGGCUACAUCGCCUUGGUCGGUGGUGGCGGAGGUGCAGUCCUACAACUGUGGCGAGGCCCAGACUUACAUGAACACAACUUGAGGAGGGCGCUUACAGACGCCAGCAGGGCUCAAGGCGACGCGAGCAGCCUGCAGGUGACGUGCCUGGACGUGCGCGCGAGCUCGCCGCGCGCGCUGGCGCUGCUCGUCGCCUGCGCCAACGUGGCGCGCUCCGACACCCGGCACGCCAUCGCUUACAUGUCCGUGGAGGACCCGGCCAACCCCAGAGUGACUUCUCUCAUACCUCUCCGUGGCUGCACACUGUCUCCGGACACCUCUCCGCGUCUCUUACCUCUGCCCAAUGCUGCAGCUCUGUAUACCAGCACCUAUGUGGCUAGAGUCAGCACAGUGGCAAACGACAAAGUGGAAUACAUAGACGUGGCGUCUGAAGGCGACAGAAUCCUGGGCGCUACCAUAUGCAACGGGCAGCCGCUACUCUUCAGCAGGAAACAUGGCGUACUGGCGCUCACUUCUGCUGAGACUGUGUCUGCCAACGUAUCAGUGUGCGAGAGCCCCAUGGGCUCCCCGUGUCCGUCUGACAUGUACGACGGCAACCUUUCGCUGUAUGAAAUCGAUCCGCAUGAGGUGAGUAUGGUCACAACAGACGCCUGCGGAAAGCUCAAAACCGCCUUCCUGUUCCAUCUGCGGCGCGACACGUCCGCCUGCCGCGACAUCGUGCAGGACCUCUUCCCGCACAAGCAACGCUCCGACCCCGCGCUGGAUAAUACUGUCGUCAGGAUAGCUACUGAGCUGUGUGACGACAUACCGCAAGGGGAUCCCAGAUGGAAGCAGCGUCCAGGCGGCCCCGCUACCAACAUUCCGCUCGGCAGCUCCUCAGCGCUUCAAAUAAACGCGCAGCUGAGGGACAAACAACGAGCGUUUUCGCUGUUCGCCGACUUCUUACGGGCUACCGGGUUAUGGCAGCGACUGGGAUCUGUCUCGUUGGAAACCGAAGGCGAGUGCGUCAGCACAGUGUCAGCAUUAGGUAUGCUGGCAGAGAAGCUGGCUACAGCACUGGCACUCAGGAAGAAACAGCAAACUGGAGACUCACAACUCAUCGACGCUGCUGUUUACCAGGUGGUUUGCGGCGACGAAGCGGAGCCAGAAGAGCCGGAAGUAGAAGCGGCUCUAUCCUCCGGAGCCUUAUCUCCGGCCGACGUCUGUUUUAGACGAGUCUCUUCCAUCCAACGCGUGUUGGUCGCGUUAUGCUCCGUGUGUGCGCCCGCGCAGCACGACGCUCGAGCGUUAGCCUCGCACGCUCAACACGUUUCAAGAUUACUCACGAGCAUCCUAACGGAAGUGCACGGCGCGCGCGCGCACUGGCCGCCGGCGCGGGCGCUGCGCGCGGGCUCGUUGCUGCCCAAGCUGGUGCAGCUGCACACCAGAGCUGUCGCUCAAUACGGCCCCGGCUGUCCCGACGUAGUUCUCCGCUCGUCCUUGUACGAGGCCACCAGUCUCCUAGCUGACCUCAUACUGACCGAAGCUGAGCCGCUGCGGCAACACAGCAACACGCGACACGUCGCCGACAAGAUGCGACGCGACAUCAUACAACCCUACAUCGACGCCGGGCAGACGGAGCGCGCGGCGGUGCUAGCGGAGAAGUUCAAGGACUUCGAGCUGCUCGUGCACAUGUGCGCUCGCCGAGACGACAUGGAGCGCCUCUAUUCCUACAUCGACAAGUACUCCGCCGAGGGUAUCGCGGAGAUCGCAUUCGCGUACCUAAUGGAGCACGGCGGCGCCACGACCGCUCGUCUAGUGCGCGCGCUCGGCGCCCGCUACCCCGCGCGGCUGCACGCCUGGCUCGCGAGGACCUCGGCCCGGGACCCCGUGAGAGCUCUGCAUCACCUCAGUGCGAAGGAUUACGGCCAGGCGGCUCAAGUUCUAAGUGGGCUGGCUCAAAAUGAAAAGGAAUCGGUGAAACGAAUGACGAUGUAUAUUGAGAGCGAGAGCGACACGUUGACGGAAUACGACUACAAGAAGGCCCUCGACCUUACCGACUUCGUGCAGGACAUGGAGCGCCGCGACGACUUAAGACUCAGGGUGUGGUGCGCGUGCAUCCGGCGCUCCUCUUGGGACACAGUCAACGUGGAGGCGCCUGCUGCUGAGCUGCAGGACAAGAUGUUCUUCCGCCUCAUGCAUCUCGUGCACUUCAUGGGCGGCGACCUGGAGCUGCUGCUGCCGCCCGCGGAAGACAUCCUGACGGCGCGCGAGCUGGCCGAGCUGGUGUCGGACGCGCGCUUCCGCUACAUCAUCAAGUACGGCUACGAGUGCUUCCACACGCCCGACCAACACGACAUGCUCGCCGAGUGACCACGAAUAACACGGUGCCAGUACGGACAUUGUUAUACACGGUGAAACAUGAGGGAACCGAAACAUUUUAACCGUUUCAGAGGAAAAAAUAAAGAUAAAACGUUAUAUGGAUGUAUUUUCACAUAAAAAGUAAAUAUUAUUCGUAAAACUAGCCGGGUAAAACUUUUUCUAUAAUAAACUUUGAAAAAAAUGAAACCACCUUCAAAAAUAAGCGCAUUACAAAACACGGAGAAACUAA
Messenger RNA from Leguminivora glycinivorella, 3406 nucleotides. It is a transcript of the gene Nup133, whose product is annotated as nuclear pore complex protein Nup133. The transcript has 21 exons. The coding region runs from base 52 to 3168 and encodes 1038 amino acids. The record is from RefSeq and is a predicted model, not a curated record. Gene Ontology annotation, biological process: protein import into nucleus; poly(A)+ mRNA export from nucleus; transcription-dependent tethering of RNA polymerase II gene DNA at nuclear periphery. Gene Ontology annotation, molecular function: structural constituent of nuclear pore; protein binding. NCBI's taxonomy places the organism in Eukaryota, Metazoa, Arthropoda, Insecta, Lepidoptera, Tortricidae. Gene Ontology annotation, cellular component: nuclear pore outer ring.